AACAAGUCCCAGCCGCCCGUUCCGCUCGCUCUCGCCUUCGCCACAUCCGUUCUUCUCCUGUUCUACCGUUCGCUGCCUCUCGUCGCCUCCCGGUCUCUUCCAAACCCUACCAUCUCUGCAGCGGUCCCUUCUCCGCUCCUCGAGUUGGUCGCGGUGGAGUCGUCCGCGUCCCUCGAUUGGGACUGCGGAUCCAGCUAGCGACCUCCGUAACCGAGAUCCUCUGUGUCCUCGCGUCUUGGAUGGUUCAUGCUGGGGGUUCGGUUGGCGUCCCGUGGCGGAAUCCAUGUCUAGCUCCGCCUAUGACGUGAAUCGCGCUGCGCCUUAUCGGAUUGGGUCCGGCGCGUGUGAUGUCGGCGCCGCAGGAUUUUCUCGGGUUGGUUCUUCCGCAAGUUUGUUUCGGAGCUCGGUUCGUCUGCCCUUGGAGGAUAGGGUAUGCUGGCCGAGGCCGAUGUCGGCCUAGGUGGAGUAAUCGGCGGACCAAAAGAUUGUAUGUUGGGGUCGUUUCGGAUCGAACAAGGAGGUGGAGAUGCGGCGCGUCCAUACCCUCGGCCGGAAACAACAACCCUAGCUUGAGCUCCGCUAAGAGAACCGCCGAAGCUCAGAAAAUAUUGGUUUCAGGGCGUCUGGCAGAGGAGCUGCCAAAUGAGGAUUCGGAAUCCCAGACGAUGCGGUUGUCGUCCAGCUUCACAAACUACCAAGAAGACCCUUUGGUGGACAAGUUAAGGACGCAACUGGGGGUGAUUCACCCCAUCCCUUCUCCGCCGAUCAAUAGGAACAUCGUUGGCUUCUUCGUGUUCUUUUUCUUUGUCGGGGUUGCUUUCGACAAGGUUUGGACCACGAGGAAGAGGAACAAGUCAGAUCGCAAUGUUAAGAAUGACACAUGGCCUCAGGUGCCGAGUAGCUUCUCUAUAUUCUUUGAGAAGGAUCUUCAGAGGAAAGAGUCGGUGGAAUGGGUGAACAUGGUUUUGGGUAAGUUAUGGAAAGUGUAUAGGUCUGGGAUUGAGAACUGGAUUAUUGGAUUGCUACAGCCAGUAAUAGAUAACCUUAAGAAACCUAGUUAUGUGCAAAGAGUUGAAAUUAAGCAGUUCUCACUAGGUGAUGAACCACUAUCAGUCAGGAACGUCGAGAGGAGAACCUCCCGCUGUGUUAACGACUUGCAGUAUCAGAUUGGACUUCGUUAUACAGGUGGCGCAAGGAUGUUGUUAUCGUUGUCUUUAAAGUUUGGGAUUGUCCCAAUUGUUGUACCUGUUGGCAUUCGUGAUUUUGAUAUUGAUGGAGAGCUUUGGGUUAAGUUACGGUUAAUACCAACUGAACCUUGGAUAGGAGCCGUAUCAUGGGCUUUUGUUUCCCUACCAAAGAUUAAGUUUGAGCUCGCCCCAUUUCGUUUAUUUAAUCUUAUGGCAAUUCCUGUUCUUUCGCUGUUCCUUACAAAACUUCUAACUGAAGAUCUGCCUCGUCUCUUUGUGCGUCCAAAAAAGAUUGUUCUUGAUUUCCAGAAGGGGAAAGCACUUGGUCCUGUUCCAGAUUAUUUUAAAACUGAAGACAUUCAGGAAGGAAAUAAAGAUUUUGUUGGGGAGUUAUCAGUGACCUUAGUCGAUGCCCGUAAACUUACUUAUGUUAUAUUUGGAAAGACAGAUCCAUAUGUUGUUUUAAGCCUUGGUGAUCAAGCAAUUCGAAGUAAGAAAAAUAGCCAGACAACAGUUAUUGGUCCUCCUGGAGAGCCAAUCUGGAAUCAGGAUUUUCAUCUUCUUGUUGCAAAUCCUAGAAAGCAGAAAUUGUAUAUCCAAGUAAAGGACUCUUUUGGUUUCGCAGAUAUUACCAUUGGCACAGGAGAGGUUGAGCUCGGUUUGCUUCAAGAUACAGUACCGACAGACAAAAUUGUAGCGUUGCAAGGUGGGUGGAGUUUGUUUGGGAAGCAAUUGUCUGGAGAAUUGUUGCUCCGCCUCACGUAUAAAGCUUAUGUUGAAGAUGAAGAAGAUGGGACAGAAAAGGAGCUUGUAGAUAGUGAUGCAUCUGAUGAUGAAAGCACAGAAUAUGAACAGGCAGAUGAAUCAUAUGAACAGAGUUUUAGUGAUUACCCCAUUGGAGGAGAAAGGGAGUCCUUUAUGGACGUCCUAGCAGCUUUGCUUGUCAGUGAGGAAUUUCUGGGUAUAGUGUCAUCUGAGACAGGAAGUUCCAAAGUUUCUGAGCAAUCUGCUUAUCCAGAAUCUUCAGUAUCAAAAACAUUUGGUCGUGAUGCAGAAAUAUCCGUUUUUGAUGCUGAUAGUGCUUCAGGUGGUUCCAGAGGUACUCCUGCUUCCUUUCCUGAUUUUAGUUCGUUUCAUAAAUUUUCAUUAAUCCAACUAGAGGUUCUGCUUUUUGUAGAUUCGCCUCUUGUUUGGCUUGCUAUGAUAACGAGUAUAGCUGUGCUGAUUGCCAUUAACGUGGGCAGUUCAGGCUUCUUCAACCCUUGAUAUAAAUGAGGGCUUUUGACAGUGUGGUUCACUGACUUCUGGUGUGAACCUUCAGGAUCAUCAAACUAAUAGAUGGUCUGAUCUGCUUACUGGCAAUUUCUUCUUAUUGAAUUUUGGUCAUUUUGAUAAGCAUUUGGCUCUAACUUUCUUUUCAUUAUUCAGCUGCUUUUAGUCACGGGUGCAGUAUGAUCACAUUUGGGAAGGACUGGUGUUGUUUUAAUUUUUGUAAAUUUUACUGCUUAAGAUUAGACUAUCUUAUCCAAAUUGUUUACUGUAAUCUCUUAAAGCAUUACAUGUAUGACGUUAUUUACAACUGAGUUAGUGUAGAGAAAUCUUCAUGCCAGUGAUUUGUAAAAUUAUGAUUUGUUAGCAGCUCGAGGUUAUUAGCUCGUGUAGAUAUAGAAGCCAUUUGAUGUAUUCUACUUCUUCUUGCAUGCUUUUGCAUCUUAUUUUAAAACUCUUGAAUUUAUGUCUUUUCCUUUACAAUAAUCAUACUCCCAAUUGACGGUUGAUUGACAGAUGAUUAUUAUCUGAUUCUUCUGCCAUAAUGUAUUUGCUCGAGUAUUAUUUGCAAAUCCACUUCAGUUAAUUUUUAUGAAAGCUUUUACAGUCCUUGCUUCAU
Molecule: messenger RNA, 3075 nt
Organism: Musa acuminata AAA Group (dessert banana)
Lineage: Eukaryota; Viridiplantae; Streptophyta; Magnoliopsida; Zingiberales; Musaceae
Product: synaptotagmin-2-like
Exons: 8
Coding region: 348-2453 (701 amino acids)
Molecular function (GO): lipid binding
Source: RefSeq, a predicted model, not a curated record